Molecule: messenger RNA, 639 nt
Organism: Anoplophora glabripennis (Asian longhorned beetle)
Lineage: Eukaryota; Metazoa; Arthropoda; Insecta; Coleoptera; Cerambycidae
Product: cysteine-rich secretory protein 3-like
Exons: 5
Coding region: 20-595 (191 amino acids)
Source: RefSeq, a predicted model, not a curated record
AACGGUCAUUUUUAACACUAUGAAUUACACGUUUUCGUUUUUCAAUGUGCUUUUGAUGUAUGCCACUAAUAGGAACCCCGACUGCCCACAUAUUUUGUACAACGAAGAUAUAGGGGCAUCUUGUUGUCAAAAAGACAUUAUAGAACUACACAGUAUACAAAGGGUAGUUACAACCCCCUUGAUUUCUGCAGAGAGGACACCAAAUAUGACGUGGAACGGCGAGUUGGCAAAAAAAGCACAGGAUAUUGUUAGAAAAUGUAAAUUUAAGUAUGAACCAGUGGAAGGCGGCAGACUCCAUACUGGCCAAAAUAUGUAUUUAAAAUGCUCGAAUAGCGACGACAUAGAGGCAAAUUGGUCAGAACCCAUCCAAUAUUGGUUCAGUGAAGACAAAAUACGUCCCAACUAUGCUAGAACUACCAGUGGCAGCGGUCAGUCAACCUGGAAGAAAUUACACUCCCUGCAGGUUGGUUGCGGUUAUGCCAAUUACAAAAUUAAAGAGACUGAUUUCUUUGUCGAAAAAAGAGUGGGGAUACGUAUUUCCAGAACUGGAAAGGAUUUUUGUCAAGUGUACGCUUGUGUGUAUGGACCUGUUUAGAUAUCGCAUGUAGAUUUCAUUAGCAAUAAAACUUUUUAUGACUA